This is a messenger RNA of Melanotaenia boesemani (Boeseman's rainbowfish), 2599 nucleotides long. It is a transcript of the gene rab5b, whose product is annotated as RAB5B, member RAS oncogene family. Gene Ontology annotation, molecular function: GTP binding; GTPase activity. The transcript is spliced from 6 exons. Bases 232 to 882 code for a protein of 216 amino acids. The record is from RefSeq and is a predicted model, not a curated record. NCBI's taxonomy places the organism in Eukaryota, Metazoa, Chordata, Actinopteri, Atheriniformes, Melanotaeniidae.
GCGCCGAUUUACAGGAAGCGUUAACGUUCUCUUCACCCAGCUGAUAGCUAAAUUGUCAACAGUGAAAGCUGCGGUACCUGCGCCGCGGAGACAGCAGUAUAAACGACAUCAGAACCAGGAAAGAUCUGGACCCCGUCAGUAAGACUGGACUGCAGCCGGUUUGUGAGUGACUGAUAUCCCAGCGCUCUGAGGAGGAGGCCCAGCUCUCCUGCCGUCCGUAAACAGGUCAGUAUGAGCUCCAGAGGGAGCGCCGGCCGCUCCAAUGGCACGCUACCGCAGACCAAGAUCUGCCAGUUCAAGCUGGUGCUGCUGGGAGACAUGGCCGUGGGCAAGUCCAGCCUGGUGCUACGCUUCGUCAAGGGUCAGUUCGAUGAGUUCCAGGAGACCACCAUAGGAGCUGCGUUCUUGGCUCAGUCGGUGUGUCUAGAUGACACCACGGUGAAGUUUGAGAUCUGGGACACUGCAGGGCAGGAGAGAUACCACAGCCUGGCUCCCAUGUACUACCGAGGAGCUCAGGCUGCUAUUGUCGUCUUUGACAUCACCAAGCCAGAGACUUUUGAGAGAGCCAAGGCCUGGGUGAAGGAGCUGCAGAGACAGGCCAGUCCUAACAUAGUUAUUGCUCUGGCUGGAAACAAGGCCGACCUGGCUGAGAAGAGACUGGUGGAGUACGAGGAGGCCCAGACGUACGCUGAAGACACCAGCCUUCUGUUUAUGGAGACAUCUGCCAAGACGGCCAUGAACGUGAAUGAGCUCUUCUUGGCUAUUGCAAAAAAGAUGCCAAAAACAGACACCCAGAACCCGACACAUGCAGCACGACAUCGGGGAGUCAACCUCCAGGACCCAGAUGCUCACUCCACCCGAGCCUGCUGCGGUGGGAACUAGACGUCCAACCUCCCACCUGUGUCCCACCAUCCACACCACCACAGCCCUUCAGUCAUCUCAUCUCCUUCAACGUCCAGCGGUCAGCCCGAUGUGGGGCAAACCCGUUCCCUGCAUCCAUUGUCCGGUCCCAGUGGAUGGAAAAUCCAAGAAGAGAUUAAAAACAGAAGCAGGAGGACGGAGACGUGAUUCUGCAUGUGGAAAUUACAAGUAAAGACUGAGUGAGAGGAGGAGAAUAAUGUGGAAAGUGGUGGUAAGCCUGAUGUAGUAUUUAGCACUAAUUGUGAAAUUUCAGUUUCUGUCUGCCUUGCAUCACCUUGGCCACAGCCUCGCUGCAUAAAGAAAAAAAAAAAAAAGGGCACAAACUGAACAGCAGCUGCUGGCGAGUGGACGAAAAGCAGAACAAACGGCUCAAAGGUCGCUUGCUGCUUCUUCUUGCUGGAGCUUGCUCCUGCUUGCUUUGCCUCUUCCUGAAUCGAUCAAACCCUGCUGUCAAUAACGCCACAUAUCACACCUCCGGAAUGAUCUGUAACCCUACUGUGAUGCUCCGCCUUAGCAGGCCAAAAAAAAACCCAAAAGGUCAAAUGUGUCAGUUUGUGCAUAUUUCUAGCCCAGUGUUUUGACUUGCAGGCUGAAGUGCUCCAGGGUUCCUGAAGCUUGACCUUAAAGUCCAGAUCCAAAUACUUAAAGCAGAUUUCUCACAGAUAAAUUCAGUCAGACUUGUGUCAUGAAAGAUUGAAGUGCAGUGUACUAGUGUUAAUGAGGACAGGAGGCGACUUGUACAACACUAUAGACUUGAUGUGGAGUGUGUGAUUUAUUUUUAUUUAUAAAGCAGAAAAUGUCUGGAAAAUGUCUAACAGGCAACCCAAAGAAGUUUAGCAUCAAACACAAGUUCCCUGCUUGGAGUAAAUGUUUUAACCAUUUGUUUAAUGGUUGCAGUGACUGGUGAUUUUUGGGCUUUGAUGUUUAGUUUAAAACAAGAAUUAAGUGAAUAUGAGAAAAAUGAGGCUCAUAAUAAACCUCCCCAGCCUGCAGGAGCACAUCUGCCAAUCUUCUGUUAAAAUGUGUCCACCAUCUGUCUCGUCUCAAACCUGUCGUCAUGGUGAUCUUAGAUAGUUUUAUGGAUUCCUUUAUCUUCCUGCGAUGGUUGUCUGGCAGUCCGAGGCUUGACUGAGGAAAAAUCUGUGAAGAAUUGAUGAAAACACACACACAAAAAAGAAAAAACAGAAGUGCCUACUCCCAGUUUUCUUUCUAAGAAUCAUCUUCGAGGCUUUAAGUGUGCUUCGUAGAUAAAAGUGCAGAAAAAAACUUGUCCCUUACAUUGGCUUGAACCAUAAACCAACAACUCUGCGCCCCGCCAUUCGGCUUUACUGUGUUGGCUUGAACCGGAUCUUGUCGAAUACACUGUAUGUUGUAUUUUGUCUUAAUUCUAAUGAAAGUGUAUGUUGAUUUUAGCAGAGCACACUUGUCAACCUGGAAUGGAUGGCUCAAAUGAUCAGUGUUAUAAAUCUGUUUGAUUUAAACAAAUACUGGUGUCCACAGAAAUCUUUUGUUUUGCUUUAUUUUCAGAUUUAGAACAAUGCAUAAAAGGAAAACAUAAAAAGAGAAAAUGCAAGUUGUAUUAUAAAAGCAAAAGAAAAGUAGAGAUGUUCUUCCUUACAGGGCAUCAACGACUCAUCAGCUCAUUCUGUUCAAUAAAGUAAUUCAGUCCUUAAAUCUA